UGACCAUUGAUUCAAGGGUUCUUGCAUCUAAAAAUACAGUUCCAUCAAUUCCAUCUAAUAAAAGGAAAUACAGAAAGUAAAUGGAGGAGGGGAUGGAGAUAUCGUCAUCGACGCAGGCAGCUGAGAGCUCUUCCUCUGAUAUUGUAUCUCGAGCUAGGAAAUUGCUGUUUCGACGGAUGCUAGUUGGAAUCAAGGAUGGACGGUUUUUCUUAGGAAGCUUUCAUUGCAUGGACAAACAAGGCAACAUCAUCCUCCAAGAUGCAGUUGAAUACCGUAACACCCAUCGAUCCUCUCCUUCUUCAAUGGAACAACGCUGUCUUGGUCUCAUUCUCAUACCUUCCUCUUGUCGAACUUCUUGUCAUGUCGAUUGCUCUAUUGAAGAACAGCUCUCCCUUUUGAAGUUUCAAUAAAUCUUUCUACUUUCUUGUUAUUUUAACAAUGCAAAAGUGCAACUAGUGAAUUUUAAUUUUACUGGGUUAUUUCUUUCUUUAUUUGUGAUCGUUUUUUAUUGAUUUAUGUGGGUUCUUUUGUGAUUGUUCUUGAGUGUUAUGUUUGUGAUUGUUCUUGAUUGUUUUAUGUGGGUUCUUAUCAUUAUUAGAAACUACUACUGUAUACUGUAUUUAUGAUUAUCAAAAUAGAUUGAAUGUGGUGGCCGAGGCCUUGGGAGCAGGAAAUUAAACAUGAAUCAAAAGCCCAGGAAGGCUAUGAAUCCAGCAUGUGCUGGACGCAAUUCUUGUCCAUCAUAGAAGAGGAGAAGCGAUAUGGACAAGAGGAAGAGUGGAUUAGAUUCUUGGAACCGAGCGGCCCUUCCAUUAGGUGAAGGGAUUUCUCUACCCAAGCCGCCGCUGACCACCUGCAUCAUUCAAACUGGCUAUCAUAUCAUCAUGCUUUUGAUUAUUUAUUUGGUUAAUUUCCAGCUUGAUAUUUGUUCCAGAUGACGUGCUAGAUUCAGUAAUCUAAAUCAUGAUUCCAGGAAAA
Molecule: messenger RNA, 978 nt
Organism: Populus euphratica (Euphrates poplar)
Lineage: Eukaryota; Viridiplantae; Streptophyta; Magnoliopsida; Malpighiales; Salicaceae
Product: Small nuclear ribonucleoprotein family protein
Exons: 1
Coding region: 81-410 (109 amino acids)
Cellular component (GO): NatC complex
Source: RefSeq, a predicted model, not a curated record